UACGAAACUUUCAGUAGUGCCAUUGUGCUUGUAUACUUUGUCUCUUUGUCUUAAAUGCGCCGCAUUGAAUUUAUCUCGUUGCGCAAUUGGAGAAUAAAUGCUGUAAAGAUUGAAGCUUUUGCGACGGCUUUACCGUCUGCCUUUAAGGCGUAUCUAACUUGCGGGCUUGCUCGCUGGGCUAUCCCGGCCCAGGAGAGUGGAGAGAUGUCAAUACGGACGGCGGUCCAUCGUCUCAUACAAAAUGGUCGUAUUGUACUACGCUCAUUACGAAAUAACGAUCGGGUACCUUCUAGAGGAUACACGGACAAGCAUCUUGACAAGAUACACGGUACACAGACAGGCAAAUCCCAGAACAGCGGCACUUGCCGAAAUAGUGGCAAUGUAUGGAGUACGAGGAGACAUCUUGAUUAUCUAGGAACACAUGCUCGACGCAUUUUUGUUGACAAUAUUUUGAAGAGAGUGACCAAUAGUCUUGCGGCAGAUUUACGAAGACGCACAGCGACUAGACUCGUCUUUGGCGAUUCGGCACCAUUUUUUGCACUUGUUGGUAUAUCACUAGCGUCAGGUACAGGAAUAUUGACAAAGGAUGAUGAAUUAGAAGGAGUAUGUUGGGAAAUUCAGGAAGCAGUUUCGAAACUACAGUGGAAUAUGCCGCAAAAUGACAAAAAUUAUCUAACCUUUUCUACUGAUGAAAAUGCUGUUACUUUACAAAAUUUCGUAAUGGGACCUAUAAUUGCUAAAGGUUGUUCUGCCGCUGUAUACUCAGCACGAUUUGUAAAUACAAUACGGAACAAUGAUAAUUCGAUAGUUACUGAUGUUGAAACAGAAGAUACAAAUGUAUUCCCAUUAGCUAUAAAAAUGAUGUUUAAUUACGACACGGAAUCCAAUUCCGCGGCUAUUCUGAAUGCCAUGUAUAGGGAAACGGUGCCCGCAAGAAAAUAUGGAAACGAUAACUUAACCAUUUUGGAACAAAAAUUAACGGAGAAUAAAGUCUCGUUACCACCUCAUCCAAACAUUGUAGCGAUGUAUUAUGUUUUUACCGACAGAAUUCCAAUAUUACCAGGUUCUUGGAGAAUAUAUCCUGAUGCUUUACCGAGUAGAAUCAAUCCUCAUGGAUCGGGCAGGAAUAUGAGUUUGUUUUUAGUGAUGAAAAGAUACGACACCACUUUAAAGCAAUAUAUAUCGAAUCGAAAUGUUGACUUACGAGUGUCAAUAUUAUUGCUUGCUCAGCUUCUGGAAGCAGUAACUCAUAUGAACGCAAACGGCAUAGCACAUCGAGAUCUGAAAAGUGACAAUAUUUUACUCGAUCUAUCAGAAGAAACCGAUAAUUGUCCAUCCUUAGCCGUAACAGACUUUGGUUGUUGUCUGGCCGAUAAAAAUUACGGGCUGUACCUGCCGUACAACACUCACGAUAUCGAUAAAGGUGGCAAUAUCGCGUUAAUGGCACCAGAGGUAAUAAUGGCGGAACCGGGUGCUUUUACCAGUAUAAACUACACCAAAGCUGAUCUCUGGACAGUGGGAACUAUUGCGUAUGAAAUAUUUGGACUGCAAAAUCCAUUUUAUGGCGAAAAGAAUGAGGUCGCUUUGAAGAACUAUAAUUACACUGAAAGUGAGCUUCCCCCAUUACCGGAUGAUGUUCCACCUAUUAUUAACACUAUUAUAAAAAAUGCAUUGUUAAAAAAUGUACGCAAGCGACUUGAUAGCGAACUGGCAGCGACUGUAAUGCAACUAUAUUUAUGGGCACCUAGCUUGUGGCUGAAAAGCGAAGAACAAUUACCGUCGAGCAACGAGAUCAUGCAAUGGCUUUUAUGCUUAACCACAAAAGUUCUUUGCGAAGGACGGAAAGAAAAUUUGCCCUCAUUUUAUGAAUCACCUGUUGACACGAAAGACGAUAUCGAUAAACAUAAUGCAUAUAAACGAACACUUUCGAUGCAUUCUUGUGGAAGACGCACGAUGCCGGAGUAUCAAUUAAUUGCAAGCUUUCUUAGCAGGGUAACACUUACUAACGUUAAAAAUGCGUUAAAAUGGAUACAACGAAAUAUAUAACUGAAGACUGUAUGUACGUGCAUAUACAUGCAAAAUUCGAUCGUAGUAAAAUUUAUUUGCCUUUAACAUAUCAAAUAAUAAUUCCAAACAUCGAAUUUGAUAAAUUUAGAAUAUACUUAAAUACCUUUAAAUUUCUUUUUUCUAUUCUACUUCUUUUAAAGUUUAUAUUGCUAUUUUCGUAUUUGGAUUUUUAAUAUAUGGUUUUGCUACUUCAGGAAACACAAAAGGGCAAAGAAACAAUAUUUUAAACUAGAAAUAUAUGAUGCAAAUAAAAUUUAUCUUCAAAUUAGUAAAUUAUUAACUACUUAGCAUGUAUGUAAACCCUUUUGUGAUUUCAGUACCUUAUAAUUAAGUGCAGUGAUGUAUUUUUAUGUAUUUAAUUUGUACAUUAGAAUUUAUAUAUAUUUAUUUUUGAUGAACAUUAUUACUAAUAAAUAUUGAAAGAUGAAAUAAAGAAAUUAAUAUUACAAUUAUAAUCAAAAUAUAUUGUUUGUGAUAAUGCACAAAUAUUAUAUAUUUUGAUAUGAAACUAAGGUAUGUUGUCGAUGAUGUGGAAAUAUAUGUUCGUUGUUAACACAUUGGCACACUGAUGAUAUUAAUCGAAAAUUUAAUAAAUGAUAUAUUUUUAAUUCACCUGUC
Solenopsis invicta (red fire ant) is the source of this 2685-nucleotide messenger RNA. It is a transcript of the gene Pink1, whose product is annotated as serine/threonine-protein kinase PINK1, mitochondrial. Gene Ontology annotation, molecular function: ATP binding; protein serine/threonine kinase activity. The transcript has 7 exons. NCBI's taxonomy places the organism in Eukaryota, Metazoa, Arthropoda, Insecta, Hymenoptera, Formicidae. The record is from RefSeq and is a predicted model, not a curated record. Gene Ontology annotation, biological process: regulation of apoptotic process; autophagy of mitochondrion; positive regulation of mitochondrial fission. The coding region runs from base 55 to 2046 and encodes 663 amino acids. Gene Ontology annotation, cellular component: mitochondrion.